UUCCCAAUUUAUCAUAAUCUUCUCCACACAUACAUAUGGCCAACCCAACCAAAAGUCUAGUCUUCAUCGUCUUCUUCCAUUUGUUCAUUCAAAUCUCAACUGCUGCCAACUACAAUGUGAUAUCAUUUGGUGCAAAACCCGAUGGAAAAACGGACUCGACCCAAUCAUUUCUUAAGGCGUGGACGUCUGCAUGUAGCUCCUCCACACGAUCCACCAUCAACGUCCCUAAGGGAAGGUUCUUGCUCACACCCAUCACGUUUAGAGGUCCAUGUAAGAACAAAAUUACAUUUUUGUUGAACGGAACACUUGUUGCACCUCUUGACUAUCGUGCCCUUGGAGAUUCUGGGUAUUGGAUUUUGUUCAUCAAAGUCGAUGGAGUUUCUUUCGUCGGUGGCACUAUUGAUGGAAAAGGCACUGCCUAUUGGGCUUGCAAGAACUCUGCAAAAAACUGUCCUCCAGGAGCUAGGUCAAUAACGUUCAAUUGGGCGAACAACAUAAUACUUAGUGGGUUAACAUCAAUCAAUAGUCAACAAACUCAUGUUGUGAUCAAUAGCUGCAACAAUGUGGUGGUGAAGAAUGUGAAGAUAAUGGCUCCAGACCAAAGCCCCAAUACUGAUGGUAUUCAUGUGCAAUCCUCCACUAACGUAACCAUCACUGGAAGUACCAUUAAAACUGGAGAUGAUUGCAUUUCUAUUGGUGAUGGAACAAAGAAUUUGUUUAUGAGUGAUAUCAAAUGUGGGCCUGGCCAUGGCGUAAGCAUCGGAAGCUUAGGAAAAGAGGCCAACGAAAACGGAGUUGAAAAUGUAACAUUGAUAAAUGCAGUGUUCACGAAAUCCGAUAAUGGUGUUAGGAUAAAGACAUGGCCUACACCUAGCAAUGGUUUCGUUAGACAUGUUAUCUUUCAAAAUAUCGUCAUGAUCAAUGUUAAAAAUCCUAUCUUAAUCGAUCAAAAUUAUUGUCCCAACCACCAAAGUUGUUCUCUCCAGAGUUCUGGAGUGAAGAUUAAUGAUGUGACAUACAAAAGUAUUGAAGGAACAUCCGCAACGUCAGAAGCUGUAACAUUUGAUUGUAGUUCUAGUAGUCCGUGCAGUGAUAUAAAAUUGGAAGACAUAAAGCUUACGUACAAAAACAAGACAACAAUUUCAUCAUGCAAGAACAUUGGUGGAUCGAGUAUCGGACUUGUGGUGCCCGAGACUUGCUUUUGACCAAAUUAACUGACACUCCAUAUUAAUUGUGUUAGUGCUUUCUUUUCAUAUUUGUUUGUCUAAUUGUGAGAAUAUAUUUCUUAAAGAGAAAGAAAAAGAAAAUAUAUCAUAAUGUGUGUUUAGUCAAAUCUUCAUUAAUUGUUCUUAUAUUCUUCUUCUUAUGAUUAUAUGUAUAUAAAAUGUACCAAAUGUAGCUAAAUCUGAUAUGAUCUAGAUUGUUUCAUAUUUAGGUCCUUAUUAUCUUAAA
Messenger RNA from Cucumis sativus (cucumber), 1452 nucleotides. RefSeq names its product polygalacturonase-like. Gene Ontology annotation, biological process: carbohydrate metabolic process. Lineage: Eukaryota; Viridiplantae; Streptophyta; Magnoliopsida; Cucurbitales; Cucurbitaceae. The record is from RefSeq and is a predicted model, not a curated record. The transcript is spliced from 4 exons. Gene Ontology annotation, molecular function: polygalacturonase activity. The coding region runs from base 36 to 1205 and encodes 389 amino acids.